CUAAUCGCCGCGUUCACCUUUCGGGUUGAUCCAGUGAAGACAUCGUCAAUUUUUUUCGCCCAAAAGAUUGAAGAACUUGCAUUGUCCCAGCAACUCGGCCCCGACGUUCAAAAAUGACGACUUCCCGAUUGUUGGUAAUGCUAAUCGCAGCUGGUUGUUGUGCGAUUUUGUGCAACGGAUAUCAGUCUUGUGGUUUACUACAUCAGAAUGUUACAAAGGGAAUCGACAGAGUGUUAGUCAGUGAACGUCAUUCGUUUGGAGCAGACUUUAGGAACUUUUGUCUUUCCUAUGAAAAAGGUAUGUUUGCUAGAAUUACGCCACAAACAACACAGUAGAGUGCCAGCUGCCUCCAUUACCAUAAGAGGGAUUUUAUAUAACGCAAACAGUUUUCAUUCACAUAAUGCAAGCGUGAAAGAAAAUUGCUUUACUCGGAAAUAUAUUUCAGUCACAACUUGACCAAUUUCCUCUUUAUUGGUAAUCGAGCCAAGACGCUUAAAUACUAAAGCAAAUUCAGGAAACACUAUGCACCUUAUUCCGCGAAACCUACACAUCUGAAAUUAAAUCUUCGCAAACACCAAAGAGACAUACUUAUUUGCUGGUCUUAAAAAAGCUUUACCACCUUUAGCUGUUGUUGACCUUUCUCUAAACCCAAUUGCAAAAGAGAUAGAAAAUAGAAGUGAAUCAUUUAUAGACCUAAAAUCAGUCACUAUUCUAUGUUGAAUCUACUUAACAGCAGUUCAAACUGUUUUCAUCCCGCAAAGCUCUACCCGCUUUCCUCUACGCCUUCCCAGACCUAAGACGUAUUCGGCGCAACUAGAGAUGCAUGCCCUAUCGUACCGGUUUCUUGAUAAACGGUAGUGAUAGGCACGCGGGAAAAUGCAAUACUCUGCCGAUUUUCAAUUUGAAAUUGGUGAAUGUUGUGAGCUAAAGGCUUUGGGCAUCAAUGCAAGAGGAAAGUUUAAGUCUUUGUUCACCGUAGAUCACACAAAGCUUAUAAAAUUAUAAUCCAAUGAAGAAAUUUAAGUUUACUUUCAGUUCUAAAAUAAACAUACAAAAACAGAACCCUCCAAAGCCCACAACUGAACCAAAAAUAGGUCUGAAAUUUAAAAGAUUGAUAUCUGAAUAAGGUUAGUUCUGCUUUCAACCUGGGAAUACAGAUAAGCCAAAUUUCCUAAGCAAAUUGAGGUCAAUUACAAAUGAAAAAUUAUCGGAUCUAUUUCCACUAAGUCACCGACGCCAUUUACAUCAAAUUGAUUUAACUUGUUUAAUCUUUUCACAGAGAAGUGGCUGAGCUUAACAAAAGGAGCUGUCUGCUUUGGAGGGAGUGGCAACGAAUAUGCCACCCUUGUGGUACCAAUAGAGGGCUUCCUAAUGUCAGUCAAAUUGACCCACGUCAGUGGACUCAGCUCAUGCAAAAGAAAUUCUCCCCAAUACAACAGUAACUGGGGUUGCUCUCGCAAUCAUCCUGAACACGGCAGAUCGCCCUUUAACGUUGUCGUAACGACGGCACCCAGAAAUGACAUUCUCUUUCCGGCACAUUUUUUUCUCCAACACAACAAGGGAUCCUAUUGGUACGACAAACCAGAAGUGGACCCUCACUCACCGGAAAUAAUCCUUACAGAUGCAUCAAAUCCCAUUUAUGUUGCUAUGGGCCAAGAGCUCCGUGUGUGGUUUGGAGAAGACCUGUUGAAGUCUGGUGUGAAGAAAAAAGGGGGUAAAGUCUGUAUAACCGCGCAAGCCUGGUACAAGCAUUGAGCUGUCUACAUGUCACGUGACCAAUUAAUGCAUAUGUUGCCCAAAUAAAUUUCAGAACGACCUCAAGGGAAAAAACUGACUUUUGACGCUACUUUGCUCAGUUGAGUUGUAAUUUACGAAAGACUAUCUCUUAGAGUAUUUUAAAGUUUUAUUUAAAAAGUUAGACAAGUCGGAAAUAAGACAAGAUGACUAAGGCUUACGUUGACAGUUCAGACUUUGAAUCACAAUUCUACCACUCAGUGUAAAAGAAAAUUUAAAGGAACUUCAGCAUUUAUCUCCCCCUAUAACCAAUUAAUUUUCAGUUUACUCAAGAGUAAAUACCGAACCCCUUUCUCAUAGCCUAAGAAAAUAAAGAGAAAGCAGUCAGUUUCAGGCUUCAGUUAUUGGUGACCUCGCGAG
Molecule: messenger RNA, 2154 nt
Organism: Pocillopora meandrina
Lineage: Eukaryota; Metazoa; Cnidaria; Anthozoa; Scleractinia; Pocilloporidae
Source: the annotation of a GenBank genome assembly